AUGCACGUUCCGCCGCCGCCCGCCACCCGCGACCCCGACGCAGACCCCGCCUGGACGCUGAGGUUCAGCCCGACGCCGCCCAAGUCUGCAGACGCACCGCGCGCUCCCGGCUCCCCGACGGCGUUCUCCACGGUUGCCGCCGCGCCCGGCCGCCCCGAGGACCACGCGCCUUUCCGCGCCGCGGCAUCCCCGCCGCCGCCGGCCCUAGACCCCGCCCGGGAGGACCCCGACUCUCCGUCCGGCCGCCCCGAAAACCACGCGCCCCCGCAGUCCGCGCCCCCGUCGCUGAACGCCGCCCUUCUGCAGACCCUGGGGCACCUGGGCGACAUCGUGGCCAUCUUGGGUCCUCUGCGCGACCAGCUGCUGACCCUGAACCAGCACGUGGAGCAGCUGCGCGGCUCCUUCGACCAGACCGUGUCCCUGGCCGUCGGCUUCAUCUUAGGCAGCGCCGCCGCCGAGCGAGGCGUCCUGGCCGACCCGCGAGAUUGAGGCCUGGCUGCCCCGAUCCUUUCUGUACGAUGAUCACGCUCCCUCCGCCCUGACCCCAUCCUGCGGCCCUCCCCUACUCCAAGUCUAGGUAUGUUCAAUAAAAAGAUUGUUUUUUUCCG
Herpailurus yagouaroundi (jaguarundi) is the source of this 608-nucleotide messenger RNA. It is a transcript of the gene UTF1, whose product is annotated as undifferentiated embryonic cell transcription factor 1. The transcript has 2 exons. The record is from RefSeq and is a predicted model, not a curated record. Lineage: Eukaryota; Metazoa; Chordata; Mammalia; Carnivora; Felidae. The coding region runs from base 1 to 489 and encodes 162 amino acids.